GUCAACGUCAGACGAAUGUCAUCUUUUCUACGAGUGUUGCUUUCGUAGAGAGAGUAUCAAACCCUAAUGUGUUGUUUUCACAAGUCACAAAACCUUUUUGCAGGCUAUCACACGUUCAAACCACUCCAUUACUUAAUUUAACCUGGAGGUACAUAAAAGGGCGGCAAAAUUACGUCCAAAAUGCAAGGCGUUAGCGCUCCGCGGGAGCCUACGCAACCAGUUAUUAGUACGAAUUCUACCAUCCUAAAUAUGAGAGAAAAAGAGAAAUAUAUCGAAGAAUUCGACUUUCCCUUUUGCGAUGAGUCUUCUAAAUACGAGAAAGUGGCAAAAAUCGGCCAGGGCACGUUCGGAGAAGUGUUCAAAGCUCGUGCAAGGAAUAGCAACAAAAAGUUCGUAGCGAUGAAGAAAGUGCUCAUGGACAACGAAAAAGAAGGCUUCCCGAUCACGGCACUGCGAGAAAUCAAGAUCCUACAGCUCCUUAAACAUGAGAACGUCGUCAAUUUGAUCGAAAUAUGCCGCACUAAAGCUACCCUACACAAUAAAUACCGAUCGACUUUCUACCUAGUUUUCGACUUUUGUGAGCACGAUUUGGCUGGUUUACUGUCGAAUGUUAACGUCAAAUUUAGUUUAGGAGAGAUUAAAAAGGUCAUGCAACAGUUACUUAAUGGAUUAUACUAUAUACACAGCAAUAAAAUUCUGCACAGAGAUAUGAAAGCCGCGAAUGUACUUAUAACUAAGAAUGGGAUACUAAAACUGGCGGACUUUGGUCUGGCGAGAGCCUUCAGUGUGGCAAAGUCAGGACAAGUGAAUAAAUACACAAACAGAGUGGUCACAUUGUGGUAUAGGCCUCCAGAACUUCUUUUAGGUGACCGUAACUACGGCCCACCAGUGGACAUGUGGGGCGCGGGCUGCAUCAUGGCAGAGAUGUGGACACGGUCACCCAUCAUGCAGGGUCCAACAGAACAACAGCAGUUAAUCCUAAUAUCUCAGCUCUGCGGCUCUUGUACACCUGAUGUUUGGCCCGGAGUGGAAAACCUUGACCUCUACAACAAGAUGGAGCUGCCCAAAGGUCAGAAGCGGAAGGUCAAGGAGAGGCUAAAGCCCUAUGUGAAGGAUCCCUACGGCUGUGACCUCUUAGACAAGUUGCUGCAGUUGGAUCCUGCUAAGAGGUACGACGCCGACACAGCGUUGAACCACGACUUCUUCUGGACGGACCCGAUGCCGUGCGACCUGGCCAACAUGCUGGCGCAGCACACGCAGAGCAUGUUCGAGUACCUGGCGCCGCCGCGCCGGCCCGGCCACCUGCGCCACCACCACCACGUGGCCGGCGCGCAGGCCAAGCCCGCGCAGCCCGUGCAGGACUCCGGCUACCAGGACAGGGUGUUCUAGGGCCUACCGUACCACGCCAAGCGGAGACGGUAUAAAUAAUGACUCUAUACAAAACUAUUCAACUUAUAUCUCCUAUAUGUAAAAUAAUAGAUUAAGGGCUGAUUUUUCAAUCCAUAUAACUUAUAUUCGACGAAUAUUUUUGACGUUUUGACAGCUUUUGUAUAGGAAAUAUGUCAAACGGCCAUAUUUAUUCCUCAGAUAAAAUUUAUCUGAUGAUUGAAAAAUCGGCCCUAAAAUAAUAAAAAAAAGCCCACGUUCUUAAAUGUCACGUUCAUAUUUUAUUAAUAUGGGUUUUUAUAUAUGUUAGUUGCAUUGUCAUCGGGUUUGAAGCUACCCUAUAAA
Molecule: messenger RNA, 1731 nt
Organism: Trichoplusia ni (cabbage looper)
Lineage: Eukaryota; Metazoa; Arthropoda; Insecta; Lepidoptera; Noctuidae
Gene: Cdk9
Product: cyclin-dependent kinase 9
Exons: 4
Coding region: 181-1389 (402 amino acids)
Biological process (GO): protein phosphorylation
Cellular component (GO): nucleus
Molecular function (GO): cyclin-dependent protein serine/threonine kinase activity; ATP binding
Source: RefSeq, a predicted model, not a curated record